AACACAAAUAAUUGGUCAACAAAUCUCUAAUUUUGUUUGCACUACUCUACUCUCUCAAAAAUGGGCAUCAAAGGGAAAUUGGAAGUGGAAGUUGAUAUAAAUUGUCAUGGUGAUAUUUUUCAUGAAAUUUUUAGCACAAGGCCUCACCAUGUCUCAGACAUGUCACCCUCAAAUAUUCAUGCUUGUGAUGUGCAUGACGGUGAAUUUGGCAAGCCUGGCUCUAUCAUUAAUUGGAACUAUACCCUCGACGGAAAAAAAUGUGUUGCAAAGGAGCUAGUGGAAGUAAUCGACGAGGAGAACAAGCUAGUGAGAUUCAAAAUCAUCGAAGGAGAUCUCCUAAACGAGUUUAAGACCUUCACUCUUACAGUCCAAGUGAUUCCAAUGGGUGACAUAACCGGAGUGAAAUGGACCGCCGAGUUUGAUACAAUUGAUGAUAAAGGGCAUUAUCCUACCAAGCUAAUCGACUUUUGCAUUGCAGUCUCUAGAGAUAUCGAGGCUCAUCACCUUAAAGAUGACAAGUGAUCGACUAGCUCUACGUCGAAAAUUAAACUACCGAUCGAUUGAUGGCCUAAGGGUUAUAUCCGGGUGUGUUAUUAUCGUUUGUUGUAUGCAAUAUGUUUGAAUUUGCGAAAUGUACAGCUGAUCAUAGAAGGCUGUUUAUUUGCUGUUGUUUUAUGUUUGAUUGUGUGUAUCUUAAUAAAGUAAUAAGUAAUUGUACUUUAUGUAUGCAAUAUGAAUAUUUACACUCGGUGACUCCGAUUCGUAUUGUUUAUGAAUUGAUAAAAGAUUUAACAGUUAUGUUUCA
This is a messenger RNA of Chenopodium quinoa (quinoa), 805 nucleotides long. RefSeq names its product MLP-like protein 31. Bases 61 to 522 code for a protein of 153 amino acids. The transcript has 2 exons. NCBI's taxonomy places the organism in Eukaryota, Viridiplantae, Streptophyta, Magnoliopsida, Caryophyllales, Amaranthaceae. The record is from RefSeq and is a predicted model, not a curated record. Gene Ontology annotation, biological process: defense response.